Helianthus annuus (common sunflower) is the source of this 1444-nucleotide messenger RNA. RefSeq names its product protein Brevis radix-like 1. The record is from RefSeq and is a predicted model, not a curated record. The transcript has 7 exons. The coding region runs from base 320 to 1222 and encodes 300 amino acids. NCBI's taxonomy places the organism in Eukaryota, Viridiplantae, Streptophyta, Magnoliopsida, Asterales, Asteraceae.
UUGUCUCUACACCAUUUUUGGUUUUAUUUCUUUCUCUGUUUUUCACGCACGUAAUAAUACAUUCUAUAUAUAUGCCACACCCACUGCUCCUGCAAUUCCGCCACUCUACAAUAUUCCAUACUUUUUCAUCAAUGGAACCUAACCAUAUUCCCCAAAUCGCCGGAGUCUUGCCGGCCGGAGUUCUUCCUUAAAGUUUCUUUUGAGGAUAUAUGGCGGAAUAUAUCUGACAAGAACAAAUAUUUUUGAAGAGGAAGAAGAGACAGAAGAGAGCGUGUGGGCCAGCCAUAGACGAGUCAUUUUCAAAGAGUGAAGAAAGGAGAUGCUGACGUGUAUAACCUGCUCAAAGCAGCAGGUAGAGGAUGAAGGAGAGGACGUGAGGGCGCGUGGCAGUAAAGACGCCGUCAAAAACCUCACCACGCAGAUGAAGGAUAUGGCAAUCAAGGCUUCUGGUUCUUCAAAAGGGAAGCCACCCACAGGGCCAAGCGGCUUCAAGAAAGGAGGACACAGGCCCUACACAGACUAUUCGUAUACGCAACCCGGGGGUUCAAGUUCGACCCCUGCUUGGGACUUUGGUGGAGGCUAUGAAGCGCCUCGACAGUCUGGUCAUUUGGUCUUGGAUGACGAUGCUGAUGAGCCUAUAGAAUGGAUGGCUCAGGUGGAGUCUGGUGUUCAAAUUACCUUUGUAUCCUUGCCCAAUGGCGGAAAUGACCUCAAACGCAUACGCUUCAACCGCGAGAUGUUUGAUAAGUGGCAAGCACAGAGGUGGUGGGGAGAGAAUUAUGACCGAAUCAUGGAGCUUUAUAAUGUUCAAAGGUUCAAUUGUCAAGCUCUUGACACGCCCUCUCGGUCCGAGGAUGGGAGAGACUCGUCUGAUUCAAGGUUCGGAUCAGUAAGGGACAGCCCAAUGAUGAACCCGUCAAGGAACUACUAUAGACCCCCGGAUCAAGGUGGCAACUACCAUUACAAUGCGGGCCCCAUGGAUGCAUCAAGGACUACAACAUCCUCUAGAGAUGAGGCAUCUGUUUCAGUCAGUAAUGCUAGUGACAUUGAUUCAGAAUGGAUAGAGGAAGACGAGCCUGGUGUUUAUAUUACUAUCAGACAGUUGGUAGACGGGACCCGUGAGCUCCGCCGUGUCAGAUUCAGUCGAGAAAAGUUUGGGGAGGGGCAUGCAAAGCUAUGGUGGGAACAAAACCGCGAGAGAAUACAAUCGCAGUAUCUAUAACAACUACCUAGCAAACGAAGAGCUAACAGUUCAUGCCACCGGAUCGACAAGAGUCCCACCUGACAAAACCAACAGCCGAACCGUUUGGUUUGCGGUUCUAGAUUUUUUUGUUUCAAAAACUUGUUCAAGAUCUAUUUAGGAUAGAACUGAAAUCUGGUUCUUGGUUUGGUACUGUUAUUUUCUGGAGUUUUUAAAACAUGAAUGCCAUGGUUUUUUAUUAUA